AUGGGUUGGUUUUCCGAUGACUCCGAUCAGGCCGCCGCCUACGAUGAAUAUAAUAACUCACAAGAGCACCAUGAAGCCUCCCUUUCACACGAACUCCUUGCAGGAGCUAUUGCUCUUGAGGCCGCCAAGGCUUAUGAAGACCAUUGCGAGCCCGACUCCCAUGCCACGGCCAAGGAGCUUUUAGCCGGUAUUACAGGUGCUUUACUUGACCGUGAGAUUGAGACAAGGGGCCUUGACUGGAUUGAUAGAGAGAGAGCCCAAGCAGAGGCGGACAACCAUCUUGACGGGGAGCUCCAGAACCGGUACAACUAG
Aspergillus pseudotamarii is the source of this 312-nucleotide messenger RNA. Its product is annotated as DUF3759 domain-containing protein. The record is from RefSeq and is a predicted model, not a curated record. The transcript has 3 exons. NCBI's taxonomy places the organism in Eukaryota, Fungi, Ascomycota, Eurotiomycetes, Eurotiales, Aspergillaceae. The coding region runs from base 1 to 312 and encodes 103 amino acids.